Molecule: messenger RNA, 2354 nt
Organism: Mollisia scopiformis
Lineage: Eukaryota; Fungi; Ascomycota; Leotiomycetes; Helotiales; Mollisiaceae
Exons: 9
Coding region: 156-2252 (698 amino acids)
Biological process (GO): DNA-templated transcription
Molecular function (GO): DNA binding; zinc ion binding
Source: RefSeq, a predicted model, not a curated record
UGCAGCCGCGGAAACAUAUUACCACCGCCUGUCAAAUUUGCAGAGAGAGCAAGAGCAAGUGCGAUGGACUUCGACCUGUCUGUGGGAGCUGUUCGAGGAAGAGAAAGACAUGCGAGUAUUCCAAUAAGGAUGACAAACGAAAAAUCUCCCUUCGGAUGACAGUCGAGGUCCUCUUUGGACGUGUUGCUCAGCUAACCGAGCUUGCAAUAAGACACAAUCUCGAGAUUCCCCCUUUAGCAGCCGAGGACCAGUCCCUAAUAGACCAGGUCCGAGAAAAUCUGCCUUCGAGCAAGUUCCUCUUUUCUGCUCAAACCCCAUCAGACCCCGCAACAUGGCAAAACCUAGAUGCUCCACUAGAAAUCGACCGAGCCCCGGACACCACGGCCUCCCAAUCCCAGCUGCCCUCGGCGAUGAUGCCCAUACCCAAUGGAAGUGUGAGGGAUGUCUCUAUGUCUUGUGAGACUGGCUCAAAUUCGACGUUUGACAUGCAAACAUGGACAGAUCUUUCAGCUCCCCAAAUGUGGGCUGGUAGUCCAUCUGACUGGCCUUGGCAAGUCCUCAACGACUUUUCUGCUUUUCCCACUUUCACUGCAAGUCAGCUUUCUCCUUCGUUCCAUGUGGAAGCCGUUUCUCGGAACGGAGAAGGAGUUGAUGCAAGCGGUUCAUCAGAUGACGAAGGAGAGGAAGCAAUGAUUCCGCAUUUGGCUGCACGGUUUGGCUCCCUUCAUCGUGCUCCAGAUGGCCGACUUCGGUAUUACGGAACUCUUUCAAACCACCAUUUCUUAAAAAGCUUUAGCCAGUAUUGGAGUCGGUUUGAGGAUCGGGAUCCUGAAAAAAUCGCCUCUGUUGCCCUUGAGAAUGCUCGAUUGGAUCAGGAAGUACCAUCAUCCCUCAAGAAUCAUCUCAUCGAGCUCUUCUUCGAAUGGCAUAAUCCUUGCCAUUCAGCAGUUGAUAGGCCAAUGUUUGAGACUGCACGUGCUCAUAGGAGUGAUUUCCAGAGCGACUUUUGCUCGCAAUCCCUCAUAGCCACUAUCUGCGCGAUUGGAGCUGCAUUCGAAGGACGAUACCAUCAGUCCUUCAUAACCUUCCCUAAACCAUUGGCAGAGUUCUUCGCAGACAAGAGUAAAGUGCUUUUAGAACUCGAGCUGGACGGGCCUUGCGUUGCGACAGUUCAAGCACUCCUCUUGCUGAGCAGUCACGAAGCAGCCUGUGGCCGUGAGACGCGACAGUGGCUGUACAGUGGUCAGGCAAUGAGACUUGCCUUCGAUCUUGGCCUUCAUGUCGACAGUGAGCCAUACGUAAAACAAGGGCUGCUAAGUGUUAGGGAGAAAGAAGCCCGCCACAGCACAUUCUGGAGUUGUUGUGUUGUCAAUCAUCUUUGGAGCUUCAGUCUAGGACGACCGUUCAGAAUAGACGGCGAGGAGAUCACGGUUCCUGCACCUGGUGGUGGCUCAUACGACACUGGGAUUACUUACUUUCAGACGGCUCCAGAAGUCCCAAUUCCGGCAGAAGAUAAUCGGCAAAGGCCUACAGAUAUAUCCAUUCUUGUGGCGGCACAAUGGGUCACUCUUUGCUCUGAGCUUGCUCCACUUUUUCGCGUCCUAUACGGAUGCGUCAAGAUAUCCAAAGCCUCUUUGCAAAGUCUCUCAGCCCAGACAACCGUGCACUUCCUAAGAUGGAAAGAAACGAUUCCUGAUGCUCUGCAAAUUAAACCGGACCAAGCUCCGUCAACGCACAUUCUUCUGCUACAUAUGGCAUAUCAUAACUUCUGCAUUCUCCUUCACCGUCCCUGGACAUCGAAAGGUUCACAACCACGAGGCAAGAUCGGUCCAGGAUACGAGCACGCACGCCGAGUAUGCCACAACUCCGCAUCAGAAAUCGCAUCACUGCUCCGGAUUUACGAGUCCCACUACGGAUUCCGUCGAAUGAACGUCUACGCGGUCAACAUAAUCGUGUCCGCAUCACUGAUCUUAAUAUUCGGGUUGAUCGCUGGCGAAGUCUUAGGCGAACAGCAUGACCAGUCGGAAGAGGUUAAUGUUGCUAGCGAACUCAAUACUUGUUUUAGGGCGUUGGAUGAAUUGGGUCAAUCGUUUGAGGCCGCGAGACAACAUCGUGAACAUUUGUUGGCUAUUCAGAAACACUGGAGCCAGGGGAGAAAAGAGGCGAAGCUCGGCGCGAAACGGAGAAGUCGUUCCCAAAGCUCGACUUCUCGGGCAUCUCAAAGACUCUCGAGGAGGUUGCGAGUUUCAUGAUUCUUGACGCAGAAUUCAGAGCUAUCAAAGGCCGGGAAACCCGAAGGUCGUGCCGUUACUCUGUUUGAGGGAACGAUGUAUCUCAGCAGACAUUCAAAUAGG